ACACAGUCACUUCCGGGGAGAAGCGGCCGCGGGUCUCUCGCUCGUCUCGUCUCCGCGUCACGUUACAUCGCUGAAAACAAAAGACGCCACGAAAAGUCCUUCUCUCUCGGCUCGAUCGAUCGCCCGCCCGCCCGCGCUCCUUUUCGGCGGUAGACCCGAUCCAGCUCGGGAUCGCUCAGGCGGUAUAUUUUUUUUAAAAAAAAAGAAAAACAUAAAGCGGUCGCGGCUGUUUUGUGAAUGUUCAGAGCUUCGCUCCCGCCCUCUCUGCCCCGCACAAAGAUGGCCGCCGGCGAUACGACUUCGCCAGAGGCAGUAAACGUGCAGGUGAAUUUCCAUAGGAAUCUGUCUCAUACAAUUUUGCUGGUUCAGCCAACCAAAAGGCCGGAAGGCAGAACAUAUGCUGACUAUGAGUCUGUAAAUGAAUGUAUGGAAGGUGUCUGUAAGAUGUAUGAAGAGCAUCUGAAGCGAAUGAACCCGAACAGCCCAUCGAUUACUUAUGACAUUAGCCAGCUCUUCGAUUUUAUUGAUGACUUAGCUGAUCUCAGUUGCCUUGUUUACCGAGCCGACACCCAGACGUACCAGCCCUAUAACAAGGACUGGAUCAAAGAGAAGAUCUACGUCCUCCUGCGCAGACAGGCCCAACAGGCGGGCAAAUAGCCAGCAGUUCACACAGCAGGCGGUAUACAGUGCACUUCCCGAGUGUUAGUGUUCAAGCAGUGCUCUCUUCACUCAGUUCAGUUUGGUACAGUAAUGGGAAACAACAGGAAAUAGCACCCGAACCCUGUGGCAGACGGGUAAUGAUGACAACGUUUUUUUUAUAUAAACGUGCAGAUGUUGGUUUUGUCUUUGUACUAGAGUUUAAUAGAUGCCAUCAAUUGAAGCAAAUUGUUUGUUUGGUUGGGAUGCCAUUUUAAAUUCUUAUUUUUACUUUUCAAUAAAGGUUAAAAACAA
This is a messenger RNA of Callorhinchus milii (elephant shark), 951 nucleotides long. It is a transcript of the gene erh, whose product is annotated as ERH mRNA splicing and mitosis factor. The transcript is spliced from 5 exons. Lineage: Eukaryota; Metazoa; Chordata; Chondrichthyes; Chimaeriformes; Callorhinchidae. The record is from RefSeq and is a predicted model, not a curated record. The coding region runs from base 238 to 657 and encodes 139 amino acids.